Molecule: messenger RNA, 1283 nt
Organism: Hippocampus comes (tiger tail seahorse)
Lineage: Eukaryota; Metazoa; Chordata; Actinopteri; Syngnathiformes; Syngnathidae
Product: CD276 antigen-like
Exons: 9
Coding region: 189-1283 (364 amino acids)
Biological process (GO): immune response; cell surface receptor signaling pathway; negative regulation of T cell proliferation
Cellular component (GO): external side of plasma membrane
Source: RefSeq, a predicted model, not a curated record
GCUCCCCGACUUCCUCACAUCUGGCUCCUCUCUCGCACUUCAUCACGGGUGUCUACUUGGGACCCAAUCUUCUGUUCUUCUCACAUCGCCUUUUGCACCUCCAACAUUUCACACAUCUCAGAGAUCCAAAGAAAAACCUGCAAGGAAGCAGCACGGCGACGCAGCGGACAGCAUGGACUGAAGGCUGCAUGAUUCUACGGCCUCAAACCAUGUCGGCAUUUAUUUGCAUCUGGGCCUGCUUCCUGCUCCGGAUCAGCGCGACCGCCGCCGCCGCACAGGACAAGACGCCAGAUGAAACCGUCACAUGCUUGGUGUCAGAGGAGUGCCACCUGCCGUGCAUGUUCACCCCCGCCCCCAACCAAAGCGUGCGCUGGUUCCGGCGGGACGUGGUAAUGUUCAGCUUCGGCGAGACGCACGGCGAGAGCCAGGCGCUGGCCGGGAGGGCCACCAUGUUCCCGCCCAUGAUCGCGGGGGGCAACGCCACCCUGGUCCUCAGGGAGGUUGGUCUAAAGGACCGCGGCAUGUACCGGUGUCACGUACGCACGUCCGAGGGGGAACACAGCGCCAAGGUCGUCUUGAAGGUGGAGGCGCUCAUCCACGGCCUUUCCCUGGAGCUUUCGCGGCUGAGCGGUUACGAGGAGAUGAAGUGCACCGUGCGAGAUGUGUUCCCGCCGCCCCGGGUCACCUGGGCCACGGAGCCGCCCACUUUCGAGGACCUGCGGCCAAUCACCCGCAUGCUGGCUGACAAGCGUGGUCUGUACACGGCCGACAGCAGACUGAAGGUUCUAAAAGGCCAGCCGGACCUUAUCUACAUUUGCAAAGUCACCACCUCCUACGGGGGGCCCACGUGGACGUCGUCAUUGCGGGAGAGGACAAUAACAGGAAAUGAGGGUCGGGAUUUGACCAUCCCGUGUUUCGCCCCGCCGUACCUGAACAGCCCUGGACGGCUUCGGGGUCCCGGAACAUACAGCUGCAUCUUCUCCAUGCUGUACAACACGCACACGGAGCGCUCCGACGUCGCCAUCAACUUCCCCACUGCCAAUCGUAGCACCUCACCACAGACGUCUUACUGGUGGAUCGUCGGCCUGGUGGUUGCUGUGACGGUCCUAGCACUGACGGCCAUGUUGGUCUACCUGAAGCUCCGAGGAAACGCGGCGAAAUCUUCACCCCGUUACCCCGAGGAGGAGACUGAGUUAAAUUCGGUCAGAGAUGUGGAGGGUGCAGGUGAGAACACCCGUCAUUUUCCCGCUGGAGACAACAACGGACAGCCGGGCCUCUCCUGA